AUGUUUCGAAGCAAACCACUGGCUUAUCAGUCUGCCAAAGCAGUCCUAGAGUAUAUCAGUUUUGAAAAGAGAAAACAUUUCUAUGCCAUGUGCCCAGCAAUCAGAAAAAUGGAAGAAAUUUUGCCUUAUCACCUCGAACUAGUCAGCCUGUGGAGUAUGGCGCAAGAUCAUAUUAUCACGGGAAUUGAUUCUUUUGGAUUUUCCUUCUGGGAUAAUGAAGGAAAUCAGAUACGUAUGAAUAACCAUUCGAAAAGGAAAUUUGUUGACCAGUUCACCUGUUUAGGACCCGAGCAGGCAGUGGAGAAAUUUUUUUUGUAUAACUUAAACAGAGAGGGGACACGCAUCAAAAAUGUUGAGUUGAAUAAAGCACCAGAGUUCAUUUCGAAAUGCAUUCCAAUUGCUAUCAAAAACAUGACUGUGUUCAAAACCGAUGCAUGGUUCCCAACAAAUAUUCCAAUUGAAAAUGUAGAAGUAGAUACAACACUUCGAGAGGACGCUCUGAAAAUACCAAAACAUGUGACAGUGAGAAUUCCGGUAUAUGUCGCAACCAGAAUCAACGCAGAAAUAGUAUCAGAAUGGAAUUGUGAAUCCAUCAAAAUUGAUUCACCGAUGCAAAGUGAAGUGAUUGCUUACUACUGUAACAAAGUAUCGAAAAGAACCAAUAGGCCGAUUGGAAGUAGAUUGAUGGCAAGACACAGUUUACCCGUGAAAUUCGUACAUGAUAUUCUUUAUUCAAAAAUGAAUGCCAGAAAGACAAUGUUGAAUGGCAGAGAAUGUGCAACAAUUUCAAUCGACGAGUCCACUGAAUUGAACGUGUACUGUUCUACCGAUGAUCAUUACUUUGUCGUUGUGGAAGUCUGUGCGAAAGGGACUGCAAUCGAAGUUUUUUUGCAUUUUUCCAUGAUGCACGGUCUGUACUGGAAAUAA
Molecule: messenger RNA, 927 nt
Organism: Caenorhabditis remanei
Lineage: Eukaryota; Metazoa; Nematoda; Chromadorea; Rhabditida; Rhabditidae
Exons: 5
Coding region: 1-927 (308 amino acids)
Source: RefSeq, a predicted model, not a curated record